AUGAAUUCUGGCGCGCAGCGCGCCGAGUCGCGCUGGUACUGCCCCCCCUCGCCUGAUUUCGUCGCAAAUGUGGGCGAGGAAUUGGAUUCGCUAACGCUGGAAGAUAUUCAUAUCGGCAGCAAUGACGAGACGCCCGUUUGGUCGCCGCGUCAAGCGCCGCAACUUGAUCACAUCGACUCGGAAGGCGAGGAGGAGCCGUUCGACGAGGACGAGGAGGAUAUGCAUGCUUCGGGAAUUCCUGCUGCACGUGGACAUCUUCUGGAUGCUCGCGAGGCUGACACGCCUGCAUUCCGAGCCGCGGUGCUGGCCAUGUUUUCCACAACGCUUGCGCUUCCGGGAUGGGACGCGGCGCAUGUACAAGCACAGCUCUUGCCGCUGCACCCUGACCAUGUGCAUUUGAAACGUAUUAGCGGCGCAUUCACCAACGCCGUCUUCUUUGUCAGUUACAAGGAUGUGCGCUUCCAAUGCGCGCAGCCGCCAACGCUGCUUUUGCGCGUGUACGGGAUGGGCAGUGGGGCGCUUUUAUCGCGUCGGUCUGAGUUGCUAGUUUUGCAUACGCUCUCAAGUCUGUACAAGAUCGGUCCCCAUAUUCUCGGCACGUUUGCCAACGGGCGCGUCGAAGAGUUUUACCAGUGCCAUGCGAUUGGCCCUGAAGGCAUGCGCGAUUUCGGUGCCAACGGCGUAGAGGGCAUUGCACACUGGGUUGCACGUAGAAUGCGCGAGCUUCACGAAGUCCCGCUCGAUGUGAUGCGCACGGUGCUCGAGCAGGGCGACCUCAAGGCGCCUUCGGCCAAAGGAUUCGGCCGCGGCAUUGAGAACAGUAUCAUGGCAUCGAGCCAUCAUCCGCGGCCGCGCAGAGUGCAGCACGGCCCGAGUUUGCAGCCCAUGUCGCCUCAGUGGAGCUACAGCCGCUACGCGCAUCCGAGCCCGCCGUUUUUCUCGCGCACAAGAAACAUGUCUACCAUGUCGUUUGAUUCGCUCGCCACGAGCUACGACUCGCUGGCCAUGAGUGUGCAAGGAACACCCGCAAAUGCACUCAGUCCGCACCAGGAAGCGUGUGUCGAUGUGCGCAUGUCGCCUUUGGCGCUCGAGCCGUCCCUUUCUCCGCCGCGAAAUGUGCACGGGCCGUAUCCUGGCGUUUGGCGCCGCUUGAAGCGCUGGAUGCGCGAAGCAAGCAAAGUACUCGAGCUCCUCAAUGUUUUUCUUACGACGGCAGAAGGGCGCGCCGCUAGCCGCGCGCUCAAACUUCCCGAAUCACUCCCCGUUGCAUACGAGCCGAAUAAUACGCCGCAGUAUACGACCCAGGAUAUACGUUCCACAACGACGCACUUUGAUGAUUUGUACCGCACGGUUAGGGCGAUGGAUCUUCCGCGCCUCUGUGUCGAGAUCAUGCAAUUUAAGGCAUACGUGCGUGGCUGGGAGCGUCGCGAAGGCAAGUCGCGGCGUGUCUUUUGUCACAACGACUCGCAGUACGGAAACCUUCUCAAGCUCGAUUUUGACGAGGAUGGAGAACUGCCCGCGAUGGCGUCAGGAAUGCCGCGCGCAGAGCUAGGCCAACUAAGCCCUGCAUCUGGUGCGCGUCGCCGCUCCCGCUCUCGGGCUCGCGGCGCUCCGCCGUACGAGCGUUUGGUUGUAAUUGACUUUGAGUAUGCAAGUCCGAACCCGCGUGCGUACGACAUUGCGAACCAUUUCCACGAAUGGUGUGCAGACUACCACGACAUGCAUAAUCCAUGGAGCUUGACAAUGCACCGCAGCUACCCAACACAGGAGGAACGACGUCGCUGGCUCACUGCGUACGUUGAGCAGGGCCGUACGAUGAGCAAACGCGGCAGUGCGCCAUCAAAGCUCGGCGAAGCGGAGCCUGUACUUGGGAUCGCCGAGAUGGAAUUACCGCCAUCGGUGAUCAGCGAAGGUAUACCGUCGUUGGAUGCCAAGGUUGCUGCAGACGUCGAUCGUUUGGAGCAGGAAGUUUAUGUAUGGUCUCCUGCGACCCACGCUGUAUGGGGCCUUUGGGGAAUAGUUUUUGCGCGUGGAAGUGUCGAGCGUAUGAUCAAUGAGGUGCGCAGCUAUGUAUACCCUGGCGAAGAUGGCGAAUUGGUGUAUGCGCCGAACAUGCCAGAAACACAGCAGGUGCAUGAUCAAGGCAGUGCGGAAAACUUUGAUAAUUUACGGUACGCGCUCGGUCGCGUUGAACUCUUUCGAAAAGAGCUCCGGGAGCGGCAUGUGGAAGUGUAG
Malassezia vespertilionis is the source of this 2235-nucleotide messenger RNA. Its product is annotated as choline kinase. Gene Ontology annotation, molecular function: choline kinase activity; ethanolamine kinase activity. Lineage: Eukaryota; Fungi; Basidiomycota; Malasseziomycetes; Malasseziales; Malasseziaceae. The transcript is spliced from 2 exons. Gene Ontology annotation, cellular component: cytoplasm. Gene Ontology annotation, biological process: phosphatidylethanolamine biosynthetic process; phosphatidylcholine biosynthetic process. The coding region runs from base 1 to 2235 and encodes 744 amino acids. The record is from RefSeq and is a predicted model, not a curated record.